GGGUCACUUGGCAUUCUGGGACACAAACAGUGGUCUGUAUAGCUUUGCGUCAACAGCAGCAGUUUCCACUGUGGAAGGAAGGAGACGAGAGGAUAAUAACAACCAGCCAGCAGAGAAAGAGCAAACAUUUUUUUUUUCUAAUGCGACUUCUUCGUCUUGUUUGUCGCUCUGUUGUCCGGGAGAAGCGUAUGAGGAGGCCAGCUACGGCGGUUUAGUUUCUGAAAUGCAACGGUGGACUUUAUUCACGCAGCGAGCUAGUUAGCUAACGACAGGAGUAAGUUAGCCUUCCAGUGAUUUUUGCUAGUGCGUUAACGUUAGCUGGAUGGCAACGCUGGUGGAGUCAUAAAAGUUGAUGUUCUUGCACCACUUCGACUCUGGUCAUUUCAGUCCAAAGAAGAGUUGAUUGUUUUGUAACUGACAGCUCCCUCCAUCCUACACUACACUGUCCUGGCUGAGGGGUAGCAACUCUGAAUAUGUCGAGUGUUUCAGACAGAGACUACAGAAUUGGCGCUUUUAAGUCAUUGGACUGGCACGUUGCUCAGCUAGUUUACCCAAGAUAAACCUCGUUAAAUUGGACAAUUCAUGUAAUGGCCAAGGAGAGUGACGGAUUUCAUCUGUAUGUCUCACUACAAAGUUGCUGUCAGAGUUGCAUGACAAUGGGUUACCACUGCUAAAGCCAUCUUAAAAGUACAUAGACACGUGGCUCUGUUGAAGCUCAACAAAUUUAUAUUGCUAGACAUGGACUUGCGCUGGAUGUAAAGACUGUCUGGAAACCUCAAACGUCAUAGCUGUCUUCAGGUCGGACAGUUCAUCUGAGCCUUGCUGCUGGUCCCCAGAGCUUAUCUGAGGGCCAUCAUGUCAAUGUCAGGGUCCACGACUGUGCAGCUUUUCACCAAGCUUGUCAAGCAUGCGGUGGGCAAGGCGCAGAUUCAGCUGAAUCGCUGGCUGCAGAGGACUGCCACAGAUGAAUGUGACAAAAUUGACAUCCUGAUAUGCAGCACCUUUGACGAGACAGGGGCCGGCAUAGGGAGGUCAGAUGGAGACCCUGAGGUUAUCAGUGACACAGGGGGAACGACCUUCAGCAACAGUGGAGAGUUCAGACACCCAUGCUGUAUCACAACCUUUUGCUUCAAAAGCGCCCUGCUGGCAUGCAUCCUGACUGCUGUGUGCUUCUCCUCGGUUGCACUGGUGCGCCAAUACCUCAAGGACCUCCUGCUCUGGGUUGAGAGCUUGGACAGCUUCGUUGGAGCCUUGCUGUUUAUAGUUGGUUUAAUUAUUGUGUCGUUCCCGUGUGGAUGGGGAUAUAUUGUUCUUAAUGUGGCAGCUGGCUACCUCUACGGCUUUGUGCUGGGCAUGGGACUAGUUAUGGUGGGAGUUUUAAUAGGAACCUUUGUGGCACACCUGGUGUGCAAACGACUAUUGACUGACUGGGUGCUUAACAAGGUUGGGAACAGUGAACAGCUCAGUGCUGUCAUACGAGUGGUGGAGGGAGGAAGUGGACUCAAAGUUGUGGCCUUAGCGAGACUCACCCCCAUACCAUUUGGGCUCCAAAAUGCAGUUUUCUCGAUCACAGACGUGUCCUUGCCAAACUACCUGGUGGCCUCCUCUGUGGGUCUGUUGCCCACUCAGCUUCUCAACUCCUACCUGGGCACCACGCUUCGCACCAUGGAGGACGUCAUCGCUGAGCAGAGCGUCAGCGGCUACUUUGUGUUCUGCCUACAGAUCGUCAUCAGCAUCGGCCUGAUGUUCUACGUCGUGCACCGGGCACAGGUAGAGCUCAACGCAGCCAUUGCUGCCUGCCAGAUGGAGCUGAAGUCGUCGCACCUGAACGGCUCCUCCACCAAUCACAGUGGGUUCACCUACUGCAGCAAGAGGGCUUCAGCCAGCAGUGGAAACUGCAUUAAUGUGGUGUGACCGUGAAUCCACACAUGAGGCAGUAGCUUGUAUGACUUGGCCACCUAACUGUAAUACUGCAGAACUCAAGGGAACCUGCUGAGUUUAGACAGUGUCUGAAACAUUUUGGUGGUUUAUAAUUUUCUACAACAUAUUCUGACCACCCUUGUGAGAAAACCCUAAAAGCCUAUGUAUUUACGAUGUUCUAGAAGUGUGGGACCAUGCACAUUUUGAAAAAAAUGGUGCUGAUGGAAAUGGUUUUGCAGUACAUCAUCAUGGGAGUUUUUUUUUAAAUUUUUUUUUAUUUUUGGAUCAAGGUACUUAACCUAUUCUUAACUUAAUUUACUCUGUUACAGGAUAUGUCAAUGAAAUGAUAAUAUUUAGAGAUAUCAGAGGUGGCUGAGUGAGCGAGCGAGUGAUUAAAAACAAUAGCUAGGUAUUAACUGCCUGCUAACACUAUGAAUGUGCAAUCUGGAGCUUUCUAGAGAACCAAGGAAUUGUUUUUCCAUUUCAGUGUCAAAAGAAUGCCAACCUAUGCACCUUUCUUUCAUACUACAUCUGUUUUUGUUUUAUUUUAGGAGACUUAUGACCAGUCUACAUCCAGUGCUAAUUUACAGUAACAAUAAUAAGGGCCUUAUUAAUAUUUUGCAAGAUUUGGCUUUUUAGUCCAGUUCACUUUUGUGAAGUGUCUUAUUUUUGGACUUUGAAGAGAGGGGGGGAAGCUCUCACCGAGCAUUACUGUGUGAUUUCUGCUGGCUUACGACCACAUCAGCUGAAUUGGCCUUGUCUGCCCGGAGAUCAUUUUGGCGCUUCUGCAGUUUUAAUAAGAGCAGCUGGGGGGGGGGGCAGAUUUCACAGAAGGAAACUCAGGAAUGUUUCUGCCAGGAAAGUUGAAGUGCAGCUUGAUCAGCUCCUCGGUAGCACAGCCACAUGUUCUGCUAAAGAUUCCCACACUGAGCUGAAACUGAGAUGUCAAGCUUCCCUGUAAAUGUUUAGAAUUCAUUUUGAUUUUACAUUUGUUUUUGUUUUACAUUUUUAUUUGGCUGUGAGAUUAUGCAUUAGGAUAAUUACAUAGUUUUUGCUUAAGAUGGUAGUUUUGACAAUUCUGUGCAAUACAUCAAAGAACGGUGACAAAAUGGCAUGAAUGUCGUAUUUCAGUGCUGAAACCAAACUAAUCACAAUUGCUCUCGCGCAUCAAAAAUAAUACAAACCAGUCGGUGUUUAAAGUUUUACUUACAUUAUAGAUGAGUAAGCUAGAUGAGAUAAAGAGGCUGUUAUUUUUUUUAUGUGCUAUUCUUUGAUAAAGCCUAUCAGAUGCCACGACACUGGCCCCACCUCAGUUGAGGCUACAUGUGACUUAUGAGUGACUUUAUUUUAUAACUUAUCGUUGGUGGUAACUAGAAAUGAUCUGUAAACAAAGUUUUCAUGCUGUAGGUUCUCUUGCACAGUCCACUACAAACAGACAAACACUAUUUUCAUACAGAUAAGUUGAACUUGGAAGGGGUGUGGUUGGUCGAAAGUUAAAACUUAUGUGUCUCAGAAGCCGACAAUCAAACACAACAUGGACACUAAAAGUGAUGAAUGUGAUAAUAUUUUUUAUUUUUACAUGAAUUAUUUCGAUGCUGCUCCUCAGACAAAGUCUGGUUGAGGAAUAAUAAGGGCUCCUAUAUGAAAUAUUCAUCUUUAUGUCCCUGUAUUUGUAAUGCUGGCACAACUUUUUGUUUUUCAUUUUCAUUCUUGAACUAAUCUUUUUCUUUCUUGAAAGCCAGAUAUAGUGUUUGCUCUACACAUUUCAUGCUGUCAGUCCUCUUAAAAGCUUGGUUACGUCCAUGCAAAAUGUUGGUUGAAAGUGCCCCUUCCUGUCU
Messenger RNA from Sander lucioperca (pikeperch), 3758 nucleotides. RefSeq names its product transmembrane protein 64 (gene tmem64). The transcript has 3 exons. Bases 856 to 1914 code for a protein of 352 amino acids. The record is from RefSeq and is a predicted model, not a curated record. Lineage: Eukaryota; Metazoa; Chordata; Actinopteri; Perciformes; Percidae.